AUUCGUUCCUCGCGACCUCCAGCUCUUCCUCACACCUCGCCCCUAGACGACCUGUCACCGCAUCCAAAGACCAAAGACCAAAGGUCUCGGCGCAAAAGCUCCAAGCUUGUCGACCUCUCUCUUCCACACAUUGCGCGCCUUUCGUCAAUUAAGCCGGCCCCCCUCACCGUCCGUCUCGUCGCUAUUCCUUCCCGUCCCCGUCCCCGUCGACCGAAGCGACUCUGUUAAUACUCGACCUCACCUCAACCUCUGCCCGUCCCGACCAAAGGGUUUCUUGCUCGCGCAUCCCUCGAAACGAUCCUCGUCUGCUUCGUGCCAAAUCAUCAAUUCGUCGACCACUCGUUUACCCUCGUCAACCGAAUCGAAGCGCCCUGCCCCUGCCAUACCUUGUUGUCAUUGUCAGCUUAACCGCGGCACAUGCGAAAUACCCUCGUCCAAACCCAGCAACCAGAAAAACCCGCGAUACACACGACCACCUCCCAGCCGCACCAGCUCGCGGCCACGAGUCACCUUUGAUGCUCGAAUCCCUCUCCUCUCCAUCUACUGUCCGCUCGACUAUGCCUUCGUCGUCGUUACCAUUCUCCUCUUAGAAUCUCUGAAUCUUUUUUUCUUUGGACUUUUUGGGUCAUUCUUUUUCCCCCCAAAGCAUACUUUUCCCUCUCAGCGCUCCUUCUUGUUCCUCCAGACAGUCGCAAACCUCAUCGAGUACCACGAGAUUCUUCCGCCUCCUGCCCUCAACAGCCUUAAAUGCAAGCACAGUCAUAGCAAUAAGGUGGCUUCGGAGGUUCAGCAGUGUGGUCGUCAAUCACGAGUUUUGCGCUUGCAAUAACACGCAUACACACACAUCCGCACUGCUCCUUGACCAGAGUCUGAAGUCAUGUCGCCUUCUCUCAAUGACGCGGCGGUCCCUGCUGCUGCUGAUGCUCCGGGCCCAGCUCCGGAACCGGUCAAGUACCUCUGGUUUCGCGAUACCUUUUCCCAGCCCGUCGUUGCCGCCUUCUGUGCCGGCGGUGUUGCCGGUGCCGUCUCUCGAACCGUCGUCUCCCCCCUCGAGCGCCUCAAGAUCCUGUUCCAGGUUCAGAGCGUAGGACGCGAUGCCUACAAGCUGUCUGUCGGCCAAGGUCUGGCCAAGAUGUGGAGGGAAGAAGGCUGGAGAGGCUUCAUGGCUGGCAAUGGCACCAACUGUGUGCGCAUUGUGCCGUACUCUGCUGUUCAGUUCGGCAGUUACAACUUUUACAAGCGGAACUUCUUUGAGUCUUCUCCCGGCGCAGACCUCUCUCCUCUCGCCCGUCUGACGUGUGGUGGUAUCGCUGGUAUCACUUCCGUCUUCUGCACAUAUCCCCUUGACAUUGUUCGCACUCGACUGUCUAUCCAGACUGCUUCCUUUGCAGAGCUGGGCCCUAGAGCCGAGAAGCUCCCGGGCAUGUGGACUGUUAUGGGCACCAUGUACAAGACUGAGGGCGGUAUCUCUGCCCUGUACCGAGGCAUCAUCCCCACCGUCGCUGGUGUUGCCCCCUACGUCGGCCUCAACUUCAUGGUCUACGAGUAUGUACGCAAGUACCUAACCCCCGAGGGUGACAAGAACCCCAGCGCCGUCAGGAAGCUGCUUGCUGGUGCCAUCUCUGGAGCUGUUGCUCAGACCUGCACUUAUCCCUUCGACGUCCUUCGCCGAAGAUUCCAGAUUAACACCAUGACGGGCAUGGGCUACCAGUACAAGGGCAUCACUGACGCCAUUCGGGUCAUCAUUGCUCAGGAGGGCGUCAAAGGCCUGUACAAGGGCAUCGUCCCUAACCUUCUCAAGGUUGCGCCAAGCAUGGCAUCCAGCUGGCUCAGUUUUGAGCUGUCGCGCGACUUCUUGGUCUCCCUCAAGCCUGAUGGUGACGGCGAGGCUGCUCUCUGAGAUGAGAUGUAGCUCACAUGACUUUAUUUACAUCCGAUCGGGCUCGUCAAGGGGAUCUUCGGUAUGAGGAUUCCAAUGAUCACCAGGAUCAAUGGGGUGCCUUUAUUAGACGGUGGCUGGCAUAGCAGUCACACCGAGGCAGAGAAACUGCCUCUUCCCGGGUUGCACCUUUCCAACCUGGCAUUUCAAUCACCAGUGUUUUGAUAAUGUAUUACAAAAAGACUCCAAGAGAGGCGAGGACGCCAUGCGACUUUCCUGCAUGGCAUCAUGGAAACGUGAAAUGGGCACCGCUUUCCCAGAAGGAUCGAUGCACAAAUAACCAAAUGGGUAGACCAAGCAUUAGCUCAAUACAAG
Molecule: messenger RNA, 2254 nt
Organism: Colletotrichum scovillei
Lineage: Eukaryota; Fungi; Ascomycota; Sordariomycetes; Glomerellales; Glomerellaceae
Exons: 5
Coding region: 878-1900 (340 amino acids)
Biological process (GO): transmembrane transport
Source: RefSeq, a predicted model, not a curated record